Prorocentrum cordatum is the source of this 768-nucleotide messenger RNA. Lineage: Eukaryota; Dinophyceae; Prorocentrales; Prorocentraceae. The record is from the annotation of a GenBank genome assembly.
AUGUGGACGGAGCCCGUGGCGCUGCAGAUCCUCUCUGUGUUCUUCCCGAUCGUCCGAACAUGGCCACGAGAGGCCACCGCGGAGCUGAUCGGGCUGACGCGCGCCGCCCUGCGGAGCAUGGCCCUGCAGGACGACCGCUGGCACUACCAGGAGGUGCUGGAGCACGUGGCGGGCAAGCCCCCAGGAGAGACCGUCGUGCUCACCGGCCACUCGCUCGGGGGCGGCAUGGCCCUUGUCGUCGGCGCCCUCACCGGCAGGCUGGCGGUGGCCCUGCAGCCACCUGGCGUCUACCACUCGCUGGCGAAGCACCAAACCGACAGGGCGAUCAACGGGGACAAGGCGGUUCACCAGAGGAGCGUCACCCUGAAGUUCGAGGGGGACUGGAUCCAGCACUUCGAUGACCACGGGGGGCUGGUGCAGACCAUGGCGUGCGAUCGCUCGCACCAGGGCGUGCAGCUCGCGUGCCAUAUGGUCGAGGGCGCGGUCUGCCACCUAUUGCGGCACUGCGGCGACGAGGAGCAGCGCUUCUGGCGCUGCUCGCACGAGUACGCCCCGUCGUCGGCGCUGCGGGAGGUCCUCAACGCGCUGGGGGCGUGGCUGCGGCAGAUCUGGGUGCGCUCCAGGUGGCGGCGCGAAGAGAUGUUCGGCGACCUGUGGGCCAAGGUCGUGUCCGCCGUGUGCAUCUCCGUCGCAUUCCUGCUCCGCCCCCAGCGGGGGCCAACGCCAGCGGCCGAGGGCGCGGCCGCGAGGCGGCAGGAGAGUCGAUGA